Messenger RNA from Adineta ricciae, 219 nucleotides. NCBI's taxonomy places the organism in Eukaryota, Metazoa, Rotifera, Eurotatoria, Adinetida, Adinetidae. The record is from the annotation of a GenBank genome assembly.
AUGAAAAACGUUUCCAAUGAACACUACAUAUGUGCACAAGCCAAUGUAUGCAUUGGUCGAAAUUACCAAAUCAAAAUUGAAUGCAAUCUUGACAAAACUCCAACCAAAACUUAUUCCAAUACCAAUACUGGAACAAACCUUUCAGGUGGACAUUUCGGAUAUUCUUCCGAAAGUCAACAACAAAUCAAAAACGAACAGAAAGGCAAUGUUAUCGAUUAA